AUGGCGGACCAGGACUUUGCCCCUCUGCAGAACGACCUACUCUUGAGGGCAGCAUGGGGCCAAACCGUCGAACGUCCGCCUAUCUGGGUGAUGCGGCAGGCCGGUCGUUAUCUGCCCGAGUACCAUGAGGCCAAGGGCAACCGCGACUUCUUCGAGUGCUGCCGAGACCCCGAAGUCGCGUCCACGCUGACUCUGCAGCCAAUUGAGCGCUAUGCUGGUCUCAUUGAUGCUGCAAUUAUCUUUUCCGACAUUCUGGUAGUGCCCCAAGCUAUGGGCAUGAUCGUUGAAAUGGUCGACAAGAAGGGCCCACACUUCCCCAACCCCCUACGGAGUCCUGGAGACCCUCAGUACGCCGAGAUCAUGCAGCGCCAGGUCGACGUUGCUGCAGAACUCGACUACGUUUACAAGGCAAUUACCCUUACCCGCAAGAAGCUCAAUGGUCGCGUGCCCUUGUUUGGCUUUUGCGGCGCCCCUUGGACCCUCCUGUGCUACAUGGUAGAGGGCGGCGGCACGAAGUUGUUUAAGGAGAGUAAGACAUGGAUAUAUAAAUAUCCUGAGGAGACAAAGGCCCUCCUUCAGAAGAUUUCCGAGGUCUGUGUUGAGUAUCUCGCACUUCAAGUCAAGGCCGGCGCCCAGAUUAUUCAAGUUUUCGACUCAUGGGCUGGCGAGCUGUCCCCUGCAUCAUUUAAGAAGUUCUCCCAACCUUACCUUGAGUACAUCGCCAGAAACCUUCCCCGGAGACUUAGGGAGAUGGGGCUGGAACCCGUCCCCAUGGUGGUCUUCCCCAAGGGUGCAUGGUACGCCCUUGAUGCCGCAUGCAACAUGGGCUACAAUGUUGUUGGACUUGACUGGCUGCAUGACCCGGCUGAGGCCGUGAAGACUGUUGGUGAGCGGCCGAUUGUCAUUCAGGGUAAUGCAGACCCUGGUGUUUUGUAUGGCUCUCGGGCUGCCAUUACAGAGGCGGUUGAAAAUAUGGUAAAAGGCUUCGAUUGGAAGAACCGCAGGCGAGGUUGGAUUGUGAAUCUUGGACAUGGAGUUACACCAUUCGUCAAUCCGGAUGAUUUGAGAUUCUUCUUUGAAGAGAUCCAUCGCCUGACAAAACUGGAUGAACAGCAAUAG
Thermochaetoides thermophila DSM 1495 is the source of this 1119-nucleotide messenger RNA. Its product is annotated as uroporphyrinogen decarboxylase-like protein. Gene Ontology annotation, biological process: heme biosynthetic process. The transcript is spliced from 5 exons. Gene Ontology annotation, cellular component: cytosol. Bases 1 to 1119 code for a protein of 372 amino acids. Gene Ontology annotation, molecular function: uroporphyrinogen decarboxylase activity. The record is from RefSeq and is a predicted model, not a curated record. NCBI's taxonomy places the organism in Eukaryota, Fungi, Ascomycota, Sordariomycetes, Sordariales, Chaetomiaceae.